AUGUGACCUUCAGAGCCGCGCGCACGGGAUGACCGGAGCCUCCGCCCCGCGGCGCCCGCGGCUCGCCGCGGCCUCCCGGGCGCUCUGACCGCGAUCCGCCCCGGCCCGCGCCCCGCCCGCCCCGCCAUGCCGCCCGGGCCCGCCGCCGCCCUGGGCGCCGCGCUGGUGCUGGCCCUCCUGGCCUCCGAGUCCGCGCACGUGGUGCUGCGGGCGCGCGAGGCGGCGCAGUUCCUGCGGCCCAGGCAGCGGCGCGCCUACCAGGUCUUCGAGGAGGCCAAGCAGGGCCACCUGGAGCGGGAGUGCAUCGAGGAGCUGUGCAGCCAGGAGGAGGCCCGGGAGGUGUUCGAGAACGACCCCGAGACGGACUAUUUUUACCCUCGAUACUUAGAGUGCAUGAGUAAAUAUGGUUCUCCGUACACAAAAAACCCCGCUUUCGUUACAUGCGUUCAAAAGCUGCCCGACCAGUGCUCUCCGAACCCCUGCAAUAAGGAGGGGGCCCACGUCUGCCAAGACCUCAUGGGCAACUUCUACUGCCAGUGCAAGGAUGGCUGGGGUGGCCGGCUCUGCGACAGAGAUGUCAACGAGUGCGGCCAGCAGAAUGGUGGCUGCAACCAGAUUUGCUACAACAAGCCGGGCAGCUUCCAUUGUGCCUGCUACAGCGGCUACGUGCUCUCCCCCGACAGCAGGACCUGCCAAGACAUCGACGAGUGUGCGGACACGGGCGCCUGCGGGGAAGCACGCUGCCGGAACCUGCCUGGCUCCUACUCCUGCCUCUGCGACGCGGGCUACACCUUCAGUCCCCGGGAGAGGGCCUGCCAAGAUGUGGACGAGUGUGCUGAGAGCCGCUGCGAGCAGGCCUGCGUCAACUCCCCGGGGAGCUACAGCUGCCACUGCAAUGGCCGUGGGGGCCUCAAGCUGUCCCAGGACAUGAACACCUGCGAGGACAUUCUGCCCUGUGUGCCCUUCAAUGUGGCCAAAAGCGUGAAGUCCUUAUACCUGGGCCGCAUGUUCAGCGGGACACCUGUGAUCAGACUGCGCUUCAAAAGGCUGCAGCCCACCAGGCUAGUGGCUGAGUUCGACUUCAGGACCUUUGACCCCGAAGGCGUCCUCUUCUUUGCUGGAGGCCCUCAAAACGGCACCUGGAUUGUCCUGGGCCUGCGGGCCGGCCGGCUGGAGCUACAGCUCCGCUACCGUGGCAUUGGCCGCGUCACCAGCAGUGGGCCCGUCGUCAGCCACGGCAUGUGGCAGACGAUCUCUGUUGAGGAGCUGGAGCGGAACCUGGUGAUCAAGGUCAACAAGGACGCUGUGAUGAAGAUCGCAGUGGCCGGGGACCUCUUCCAGCUGGACAGGGGGCUGUACCAUCUGACCCUCACUGUCGGGGGCCUUCCCUUCAAGGAGACCGACCUGGUCCAGCCUAUAAACCCGCGCCUGGAUGGCUGUAUGAGGAGCUGGAACUGGUUGAACGGAGAAGACACCACCAUCCAAGAAACAGUCAAGGCGAACACAAGGAUGCAGUGCUUCUCCGCAGCCGAGAAAGGCUCCUUCUACCCCGGGACUGGGGCUGCCUUCUACCGCCUGCAGUACGCCUUGCAAUGUGCCGCCUUCGUUGCAGCCCAGACCUCCUCGGAUGCUGGGAUGGGAGCAACCUGGGAAGUGGAGGUCGUGGCUCGGAUCCGCCCCGCCACUGACACCGGGGUGCUGCUUGCACUUGUGGGCGACGACCACACUGUGCUGCUGUCCGUGGCCCUGGUGGACUACCACUCCACCAAGAAGCUUAAAAAGCAGCUGGUGGUCCUGGCCAUGGGGAGCACCGUGCUGACCCUGAUGGAGAUCAAGGCCUGUGAUGGCCAGGAGCACACAGUGGCCGUCGCCGUGAGGGAGGACGAGGCCACCCUGGCAGUCGACGGCACUCGGGGCCAGAGCGAAGUGAGCCCUGUGGGGCUGCGAGAGAGGCUGGCUGAGCUCGGGGGACACCUGCAGGGCUCUGUGCUCACCUUCGUCGGGGGGCUGCCAGAUGUGCCACUGACCUCGGCCCCCGUCACAGCCUUCUACCGCGGCUGCAUGUCGCUGGAGGUCAACAGGCAGGUGCUGGAUGUGGACGAGGCCGCCUACAAGCACAGCGACAUUACAUCGCACUCCUGCCCCCCUGCCAUGCAGGCUGCCCCCUAGGCUGGCCACGGGCACAGGUGCCACCAGGCGCCGCCCCCCCUUUCUCUCCAGAAAGAGGGAAGAAGGGAGGGCGUGAGUCACCCCAGCCCCGCACGAGCAGUCCCCGGAGCGGCACCCUCGCGAGCUGAGCUCUGAGACCGUUCUUCACCUUGUAAAAUACGUGUACAUAGCUGAGAGGACUGGUGUUAACAACCGAAACCAUGUCCGCCCCCAGAGCGUCUGAGCGAAGCCAGGCUCCAAGGAGUCGACCUGAGCUUAGAGGCCGGCACGUGCCAGAGCGGACCCAGGAAAAUAAUUCUCUAUUAUUUUUAUUACCAGAUGUUUCUUUCUGACCUAAAAAUAUGGAAAAAUAAAAUAUUUACAGAAACCUUUUUAA
This is a messenger RNA of Manis javanica (Malayan pangolin), 2545 nucleotides long. RefSeq names its product growth arrest specific 6 (gene GAS6). Lineage: Eukaryota; Metazoa; Chordata; Mammalia; Pholidota; Manidae. The record is from RefSeq and is a predicted model, not a curated record. Gene Ontology annotation, molecular function: calcium ion binding; receptor ligand activity. Gene Ontology annotation, cellular component: extracellular region.